AUGCUGCGGCUGGAGCCCUUGCCCAGGCCUGGAGGCCACUGGCCUGGCCUCCUGCCCUUGCUCCUGGCUCUCCUUGGCACAACCUGGACAGGGGUGCAACCACUCCAGCUGCAGGAGCAGCGGGUUCCAAUGCCUGGAGUCCUGAGCAAGAAGGAGAGCUUCCUCCUCCUCUCCCUGCACAACCGCCUGCGAAGCCGGGUCCACCCGCCUGCGGCCAACAUGCAGAGAAUGGACUGGAGCGACAGCCUGGCCCGGCAGGCCCAGGCCCGGGCGGCCCUCUGCGGUGCCCCCGCGCCGAGCCCGGCCUCCGUCCCCCGGGCCGCCCGGCACGUGGGCUGGAACACGCAGCUGCUGCCCGCGGGCUCCGCGGCCUUCGUGCACGUGGUGGGCCUGUGGUUCUCCGAGGGGCGGCAGUACAGCCACUCGGCGGCCGAGUGCGCCCCCAACGCCACCUGCGCCCGCUACACCCAGCUCGUGUGGGCCACCUCGAGCCAGCUGGGCUGUGGGCGGCAGCUCUGCUCUGGGGCCCAGGGUGAGCUGGAAGCCUUCGUCUGCGCCUACUCUCCCGGAGGGAACUGGGAGGUCAACGGGAAGACCAUCGUCCCCUACAAGAAGGGCGCCUGGUGUUCGCUCUGUACGGCCAGUGUCUCGGGCUGCUUUAAAGCCUGGGACCAUGCAGGCGGGCUCUGUGAGGUCCCCAGGAACCCGUGUCGCAUGAGCUGUCGGAACCACGGCCAGCUCAACGUCAGCACCUGCCACUGCCGCUGCCCCCCCGGCUACACGGGCAGAUACUGUCAAGUGCGGUGCAGCGUGCAGUGCGUGCACGGCCGGUUCCGGGAAGAGGAGUGUUCCUGCGUCUGUGACGUUGGCUUCGGGGGAGCCCAGUGCGCCACCAAGGUGCGCUUUCCCUUCCACACCUGCGAUCUGAGGAUUGACGGAGACUGCUUCACGGUGUCCUCGGAGGCGGACACCUACUACGGCGCCAAGAUGAAAUGCCAGGGCAAGGGCGGGGUGCUCGCCGAGAUUGAGAGCCAGAAAGUGCAGGACAUCCUGGCCUUCUUCCUGAGCCGCCUGGAGACCGCCAACGAGGUGACCGACAGUGACUUUGAGACCAGGAACUUCUGGAUCGGUGAAGAGCUGACAGAGAGGAGCCGGAAGUGCGGGAAGGGGUCUCAGGGCCGGGGGCCCACGGGGCAUCGGGCAGCAGGCUCCAGGCAGGCCCUCAGCCCAGGGAGCAGGCGGGGUCUGGGGACCUUGGGUGCGGGGCCAACCUUGGCUGCUGUGGCCCAGGGCUCACCUACAAGACUGCCAAGGACUCCUUCCGCUGGACCACGGGGGAGCAGCAGUCCUUCACCAGCUUCGCCUUCGGGCAGCCGGACAACCAGGGGUUUGGCAAUUGUGUGGAGCUGCAGGCGUCGGCCGCCUUCAACUGGAAUGACCAGCGCUGCAAAACCCGCAACCGCUACAUCUGCCAGUUUGCUCGCGAGCAUAUCUCCCGCUGGGACCCAGGGCCCUGAGAUUCAGCCGUGCCCCUCCCCAGCCAGCGCCUGGGUGCACAGCCCCGCUGGCCCGCCUGCCCUCCUGUGUAGAACCAGGGCCUGGCUGGAACUGGGCCCAACAACCAAAGAGGUCUCAGACCUUGCAGGACGUCGGGCGGGGUACAAGCGAGGCCGACAGAGUCUGGUGGAGGAGGAGGGGAGCCUGGGUGCCCCCACUCCCGGCCUGCUUUUGAUCGGGAAGAUGGGGCUUAAUCACGCCCUGAAACAGGAGUCCGGACCAGCAGGGAGAAGAGACUACUCCGGUCCACCCAGGCUGGACCCUCUGGGGCAGAUGGAGGCUCCUCCGCCCAUGGUGCACCCUACAAAGGAUUAA
Odocoileus virginianus texanus is the source of this 1872-nucleotide messenger RNA. Lineage: Eukaryota; Metazoa; Chordata; Mammalia; Artiodactyla; Cervidae. The record is from RefSeq and is a predicted model, not a curated record.